This is a messenger RNA of Apis laboriosa (Himalayan honeybee), 2635 nucleotides long. RefSeq lists its product as uncharacterized. The coding region runs from base 251 to 1153 and encodes 300 amino acids. The record is from RefSeq and is a predicted model, not a curated record. The transcript is spliced from 7 exons. Lineage: Eukaryota; Metazoa; Arthropoda; Insecta; Hymenoptera; Apidae.
CGUUGGUCCUUGUGGAAGGUUCGUAGUGAUCGAAUUUUCGUACCAAAAUUAGCCGGCUCACUACAAUUUUUUAUUUUCUUCCUCCCAAUAUACAUUGCUAUACAAUCACUGUUAAUUUUCAAAGAAUUCCCGACGAGUAACAAGAGUUACCAAGUGUCGACAUCGCGUGUAAAUGUCGUGAUAUGAACGAAGAUCAAUUAAUCAACUUAGAAAAGGUUGUCGUGAGUAAAGUGUCAAGUGCGAGCGGACCAUGAAUAAGAUGACACGAUGCUGGUUCCUCUACAGUCUGUUUCUGCUGGGAUGCGUUCAAGAAUGCUGGCAACUCGUGAUAAAAAACGUCACCAUACCGUCGAUGGUGAAAGCCAACGACACCGAUCAUGUGAUCCUGGAUUGCGAUUAUGAUCUCGAGGACACGCCGAGCAAAGGAUUAGUCGUGAAAUGGUUCUUUAACGCGGAUGAAGUGGCCUAUCAAUGGAUAUACGGUAGGGAACCUCUGGCCGGCGAUACGUUGUCGAACUAUGUCGAACUGAAGUACCCUGCCAGCGACGAUCCGUACACAAUGUAUCGAGCUAUAAAAUUAAAUAACCCUGAUAUCGAACUUAGCGGAGAGUAUAGGUGCGUCAUAUCCACGUUUGCGGACGAGAAGUCCGCUAGCGGAUCCAUGAUCGUAUAUUCAACAGAGAAAAAGUUCGAUCUUAUAUAUAGAAAGAAAACUAUAGAUGAUAAGGAUGGGGUGGAGAUAACAUGCAUGGCGGAAGGACUAUAUCCACAACCUACUCUUAACAUAUCCAUCGAGGGUGUCCCGGAAAAUCAAACCUUCGAUAUUAUACAGCGUGCCGAUGGACUGUACAACGUCUUAUCACGAACGACCUUUCUGGACGAAGAGUUACCGGAUAUAACAACUAUCUUAUGCUUGCUCCAUAUACCAGAGGCGAACUACAACGUUUCCCACGAAACCGUCUAUUAUCCCAGGCCGCCUACUUCAACUACUACAACGAAGCUGCUGCACAAAAUGGAGACCCAAACGUUAAACGACUCAGAGCCUGGCAAUGGUGGUGGAAAUCUGUCUGGUCAAUUGUCAAUUAAUAUUCUGCUAGCCAUUAUGCAGUUGCCACUAAUCCACAUAUAUAAUUAUCUUCAACCGUUUAAUUAGGUUUCAAAGCAGAAUUAUCAGAAUCAUUUGUACUACGCCUAAGAUACUUAUCGAUAAACACGGUGUGCCUAUGUUAAAUGUUCUUUCACAAAAUACAGACAGAGCCAAGUGUCUGAACAUCAAAGUUCAUUGUUCACAUUGAAAAGUUUAUAACUAUUCACACACGUAUAUAGGUACACAAUACAUUAACAAGAUAAGAUGUAAUGUGUUGUUUAGAGUGUUUCUUUUUUUUUAUUUGUAUUCUUAAUGAAAUUCUAGUUGUCAUGAUUGAGCACGAUUUAAAAGAAAACCAAAGAUAUAGAUAUAUGUUGAUACGAGAAAUAAGAGAAAAAGAAAAAAAUUUUAUAGAUAAAUAUUCAUAUGACUUUGUAAAUAAGAUUUGAUCGUAAUAUAAUUCGAGUCAUGGUUGUAGAUUCUGUUUGUUAUUCUUCGAUGUCAGAUUUAUAAUAUAUAUAUAUACAUUGUUUAAAUGAAUAAGAAAUCUGUAUGAAAUUUUAAAUAUGAUAUAGGUACAAUAGAGAAGAUGUGUGUAAUAUAUGUGUAUAAAUAUAAAAAUACGAUGAUAAAACAUGCAAAAGAGAAAAAGAUAAAUGAUUAUAUGUGUAAUUAUUUUGAUAUGUGUAUGUAAAUAAGUACAAAAACAUGCGAGGAUUAUGAUUAAUACAAUGGAGCCUUGAUUAAACGAAUGAUAAACAAAGUUUAAUCGAAUUUUAUAAAAUAUCAAUAAAAUAAAAUAUCAAUUUUGAAAAAUGAGUGGUGGAAAGAAUUAUUAAUUAGAGAAACAAAAGAAAGAGGAAAAAUGAGUGUCAAUAGAUCGAGGUUCGAUUGUAUUUAAGAAAGAAGAAUAGAUAUUCUAGCAUCUUAGCUCAGGAAAACGAAUUGUACAGUCUCUGUAAUAUGAUAUUGCAAACGAUUUAUUAUACGUGUUAUUAUAUACAUGUUUCCAAAACUCAAAACGUGAAGAAAAUACUAUAACAGUGUGAAAAUUAAAAAUAUAUAUUCUGACGAAAAAAAUAAUUUAAAAUUCAAAUAAUAAAUUAGAGCAAUUUUGGAUACAGAAAAGACGAUAACAUUAUCAAUGAGUUUGAAUCAAUGAAAAGUCAAGUAUUUCUAUUAUUGCCAUUACAUUAAUUGCUGUCCAAAGAAACAAUCAAUGAAUCAGCGUUUGAAUGAAAUAUUUAAUUGCUAUCUUCAUUGAGUUUUGUUAAUUAUGUUCAAAGAGAAAGGAAUGUGAUAAAAUAAGACAAAGCAAAUAAAAAUAAGGAUAUGUACCAAAGUUGGUGACUAAUAAAAUUAAGUUUAAUUUUGUAUAGUAUCUUUUUCACUAUAACACGUGAAAAAAUAUCAGCCAAUUUUUGUAGAAAAAUCAAUGUUGAUGCCAGAAUUGCCAAAUCAAUGUAAUUGAUUAAUUUCAGACUUGCUUUUUGUAAUUAUUGAAAUUAUAUAGAUAUUUUUGGAAAAAUUAUAUCAUUAUUGAUUUUA